Lottia gigantea (owl limpet) is the source of this 696-nucleotide messenger RNA. RefSeq lists its product as hypothetical. Bases 1 to 696 code for a protein of 231 amino acids. The transcript is spliced from 4 exons. Gene Ontology annotation, biological process: positive regulation of G2/MI transition of meiotic cell cycle; positive regulation of G2/M transition of mitotic cell cycle; G2/M transition of mitotic cell cycle. The record is from RefSeq and is a predicted model, not a curated record. NCBI's taxonomy places the organism in Eukaryota, Metazoa, Mollusca, Gastropoda, Lottiidae. Gene Ontology annotation, molecular function: protein tyrosine phosphatase activity. Gene Ontology annotation, cellular component: nucleus; cytoplasm.
AUGCAGAGACCAAGAAAGCUUAUCCAUGAUUUCAAAAAGGAUGAUAAAAUUGACGAGGAAAUAAAUAUUGGAAGAGAAGAUGAACGAAUUAAAUCAGCUGUAGAAAGAUUAUCAGAUGAUGUAGAAUUAAUAGCUGAUUGUAGUCGACCUUAUAGUCUACCUACUGUAUGUGGUAAACAUAAAGAUCUCAAGUCCAUAUCUCCAAAAGUUAUGGCAGACUUACUAAAUGGAAAAUACCCCACGGUUGGGAAUAGCUAUAUGAUACUGGAUUGUAGAUAUCCAUAUGAAUAUGAUGGUGGCCACAUUCAAGAAGCAUUAAAUUUUUUUGUAAAAGAAUCGAUUGAUAACCUGUUAAAACGUGAAGCUAAUGAAAAACCAAAGAUUUUAAUCUUUCACUGUGAAUUUUCUUCCCAGAGAGCCCCAAACUUAUUGCGAUAUCUUCGAUCUCAAGAUCGAUUAUUAAAUAGUGAUAAUUAUCCUAGUCUAUAUUACCCAGAAGUCUAUAUUCUAGAUGGUGGAUAUAAAGCUUUCUAUGAACAAACACAGGGCUUAUGUUAUCCUGCUACUUAUACGCCCAUGCUUCACGAAGAUCAUGCAAGUGAACUACGUCAUUUCCGAGUUAAAUCUAAAUCCUGGACAGCGGGAGAGAAGCCAAAGCAAAGUUUUACAAAUCGGCCCCGACCAAUUCGUUUUUAG